Penicillium soppii is the source of this 1194-nucleotide messenger RNA. RefSeq lists its product as uncharacterized. Lineage: Eukaryota; Fungi; Ascomycota; Eurotiomycetes; Eurotiales; Aspergillaceae. The transcript has 4 exons. The record is from RefSeq and is a predicted model, not a curated record. Bases 1 to 1194 code for a protein of 397 amino acids.
AUGGUCGACCAAAAGAAUGCCUUCCAGGCCCUUGCAAGCGAUAAUCGCGGUACAAUUAUCACUUUGACCUCGGUGUCCUUUCUGAUUGUGGCCAUCAUCUUUGUGCUCGCUAAGCUCGGUUCGGUGAUUUAUUUCAAACAACGACGGACAGCGGUCAAUACUCCCAUCUGGGUGGCUUUGAUUCUUGCAAUUGUUCAAGUCGUUGUAUUACAGAAGGCGGUUUACCAUGGACUGGGAAGGCACCAGUACCGGCUGAGCGAAGGCGAUGUCCAAGCCUGGAGCAAGUUCGCCUUCGCUGCUCACAUUCUGCUCAUCGUUGUCUUGGCGCUUUCAAAAAUGUCGACCAUUCUGCUGGUUUGGAAGUUAACGCCGAGCAAGAGCCUGCGUCGCAGCUGUGCGAUCACCGCUGGUAUAGUUCUCGCAUGGUCGAUAUUCGCCGUGCUGAGUAUAGCUUUCCAGUGUGGAUUGCCCGAUCCGUGGCUAUACUCUCCCGAGCGAUGUGCUGGAGAGGGAGCCCUAUUCUACCCGAUCGCAGUCAUCAACAUCCUCACAGAGAUUAUCAUUGUUAUCCAACCGUUCAUGAUGAUGCGCAAUGUCCAGAUGGCCUUGAACCAGCGGGUGAAGAUCCUGUGCUCCUUCUGUUCGCGUCUAAGUAUCGUCGGCCUCGGCAUUGCCCAUCUCGCCCUCCUACCUUCAUUCAUCCACUCAACCGACGUCUCCUGGGAUAUAGUGGACUGGAGCACAGUCGGCCAGGCAAUGAUGCUAACAACCGUCACAAUCGCCUGCGUUCCAACCCUCUACCACAUCUUCGCCGGCCUACACUCUGGCCUGACCACAACCCAGAUUCCUGAAGGGAUCAGGCUCGAGCUCCCGCAGACCAAGGUUAGCGGGUAUAUCAACCAAUCCUCCUCGGGAUCAAGCCAGCGCCAUUCGCGGUUGCAGUCGAGCGGACGGUCGAGGAAGAAUGGACGGUCACUGUUUGAUGGGUGGGGAGGUGAGACCGGUGUUAUCACUGAGGUUUCGUCGGGUCGGGAUCCGAAUCAGAAUUAUGAGGGUGGUAGGCAGUCUAGUUCGAGCGAGGGGACAGAGAGUACGCGACAUUUGACGCAAGAACAUCAAGGAAAGGGGGCUGUGCUAAGGACGGUAGAUGUUACGGUGGAGGUUGAGGAGCACUAUCAUCAAGAUCGGCUUUGA